Messenger RNA from Colletotrichum aenigma, 297 nucleotides. RefSeq lists its product as uncharacterized. Lineage: Eukaryota; Fungi; Ascomycota; Sordariomycetes; Glomerellales; Glomerellaceae. The coding region runs from base 1 to 297 and encodes 98 amino acids. The record is from RefSeq and is a predicted model, not a curated record. The transcript is spliced from 2 exons.
AUGAGCACAAGGCAAACUCAGACCGUUCAUGACAAUGACGUUCAAGCUUAUGCUGGGAGUUGGUGCGGAACGCAACAUGAACAAAAUGCCAGAACCCAUCAAUCCGGUCAAUACGACAGAAAUACCGCUGCUUUCGUUAACGAUCGGAAGCGUGAGGAGGAGAAUCGCCAAAGGCUUCAUGACAGAGAAGGCAGGCGUGCCCAUAAGAACGAUCUGAAAGACAAGAUUGACGGCUUGCUGUUGCCAAUGAAAGCUAGCUCCCACAAGGACACGUCUAGUCGGAACAAUGACGAGUGA